UAUGGUCCAUUUUUGCUUACCCAUUUGCUAAUUGAUGUUUUGAAGCGCAGCGCGCCAUCGCGGAUUGUUAUUGUUGCUUCCGAGCUGUAUCGCUUUGCUUCGGUGAAUUUGGACAAACUCAACCCGAUUGGUACGUUCCCAGCUGCCUAUCUGUACUAUGUGUCUAAGUUCGCCAACAUUUAUUUCGCACGCGAAUUGGCUAAACGCUUGGAGGGUAGUGGAGUGACGGUGAACUUCUUGCACCCCGGCAUGAUUGAUUCGGGCAUCUGGCGCAACGUGCCGUUCCCCCUCAACCUGCCCAUGAUGGCUAUAACGAAGGGAUUUUUCAAGACACCCAAAGCAGGCGCACAGACUACUAUUCAUUUAGCCACCUCGGAGGAAGUGGCUAAUGUGUCGGGCAAGUAUUUCAUGGACUGCAAGGAGUCGACAUUAAGUGCAGCGGCUAUGGACGAGGAUAAGGGCCGCAAAUUGUGGGAAGAAUCAUUGAAAAUUGUCAAGUUGACACCGCAAGAUCCAAAAAUCUAAAAACAUUUAACAAAAAAGACUAACUUCGCUGAAAUGCCUACUUUACAGUCUUUAGUGAGAAAAAUAAAAGUUUUUAUAUGAAAAUUUUACUCGUAAUUUAAGUUUUAUAGUGUGCAAUAUGCAAUUUUGAUGGAAUAAGGAAAUAAAAGUGAAAUUAUCAUUGUUUUGAUA
Rhagoletis pomonella (apple maggot) is the source of this 696-nucleotide messenger RNA. RefSeq names its product retinol dehydrogenase 14-like. The transcript has a single exon. The annotation marks the transcript as partial. The record is from RefSeq and is a predicted model, not a curated record. NCBI's taxonomy places the organism in Eukaryota, Metazoa, Arthropoda, Insecta, Diptera, Tephritidae.